AGAAAUUUAUUUUUUUUUUCCGAAAAUUCCGCAGGUAAUGAUGUAUUUUGUUUGUUUUCUUUGAGACCUCUGUUUAUGCUUCAAGUGAGCACAUAUAGAAAAUUUCUCCCACCAGAGAAGGCGCCUUCUCAGGGUAGGAGAAGUUCCUUUUCCGCUUCUCCAUCCACUCCAUCACCUGACUCAUUGUUACCAAAGCUUUGCUUUCAAUCAAUAGAAGAGAGACAAAAGUUAUGUUAUGGCAUCUAGAGGGAAGGGGAGAGUGAGACCUCAAGUGCAUGAUCGAAGCGACGAUCUAAGCGAAGCUCCCUGAUGCAGCGACCGAGUAGAUCUUCUCUGAUAAUUUUUCCUCCAAAAUGUAUUGAUUUAAUGUCUUUUUGACGUUCCCUCCAGUCGCUCCCAAAGCCGACAGCCUCUUUUAUAUAGGAGGGCCACUCUCACUGACGUCCGGUUUUGGUGCCACGAUAUUCACGCCAUCGAUUGUCGUGGUGGACAUUCUUCUCAAGGAACACGAUGCCGACACUAUCAGACAGCUUUCAUUGUCCUUGAUCUUCUUCCUUCCGCUCCCUGAAUCAAAAGUUUGGGGGGUUUUGUCAGGAUUAAAGUCAAAAGUUAUAUUUAAACCUUAAAUAAAACGCACCGUUUAACAUUGUUAUUUUACUGCUAUUUUGUUGCAAGGCAGCAAAAUCCUUUUCACUUGGAAGCAGAAAUGAAGCCUCUGGCCCUUCUUCGUCCUCUAACAAUCUCGUCAUCUCCUUCACACUUUCCCUCCGUACCGAAACCUCAACUCCACAACCAUAGACUUCGCAUCUCAUGCGCCUCUAUUCCACCAGAAACGUUAAAGAAGGAAAGUGAAAUUUCAAGAACCGAAUACAAAGCUGGAGUGCUGGAUGACUUUUUGCUCAACUCGUUUCGUAACAAAUUGGUGCAGGAAGUUGGAUGGGAUUCAGAGAAGCCUGGAUACGAUGGAUUGAUUGAAUUAGUUAAUGGCCUCAUGAACAAAGGCAAAACAAAUUCUGAGACUAGCGAUGCCGCGGUUCGGAUUUUAGCGUCAUUGUUUCCUCCGCUUGUGUUAAAGCUUUAUAAAAUUCUUAUAUCGCCUAUAGCAGGAGGGAAAAUAGCUGCCAUGAUGGUUGCGAGGGUAACCGCCCUCACUUGUCAGUGGCUCAUGGGUUCAUGCGAGGUGAAUUCUGUGGAUCUUCCUGAUGGAACCACAUGCCAAAGUGGGGUUUUUGUUGAAAGAUGCAAGUAUUUAGAGGAAAGUAAAUGUGUAGGAAUCUGUAUUAAUACCUGUAAACUUCCCACACAGACCUUCUUCAAGGAGUAUAUGGGAGUUCCCUUAUUGAUGGAGCCAAACUUCAAUGACUAUAGCUGCCAGUUUAAAUUUGGGGUACUUCCUCCACUGCCGGAACAUGAUACUGCCCUCCGGGAGCCUUGCUUGGAAAUAUGCCCAACUUCGAGCCGAUGCAAGGAAGCAACCCAGAACCUUAAUGUCCAGCAAUGUCCAAAGGCAUAAAAAUCUCUAGAGGGUUUGUAGUCAGAUAAAUAACUGUAGUAGUCUGGAUAUAUGUUACACAAAUCGCUGCUUAACAAAGGAAACUUGAGCUGCGGUUUUUCUCUUUGCAUUCUGCAUUUCCAGAAUCCAGAAGGGUUGCCAAGUUCUAGUCA
Messenger RNA from Mangifera indica (mango), 1665 nucleotides. RefSeq names its product beta-carotene isomerase D27, chloroplastic. NCBI's taxonomy places the organism in Eukaryota, Viridiplantae, Streptophyta, Magnoliopsida, Sapindales, Anacardiaceae. The coding region runs from base 707 to 1513 and encodes 268 amino acids. The record is from RefSeq and is a predicted model, not a curated record. The transcript is spliced from 9 exons. Gene Ontology annotation, molecular function: iron ion binding.